AGCUCAACCAACAAUCUACCCUCGUCCCUCCCGUCAUAUUACCACGCUCGUGCGGGAGACUGCCCUGCUCGCAGACAGCUUCAUCAGGUAUUGGGUGUCGUCGCCGAACUUUAGAAACGAGUCAAAGCUACGCCAACGACACAACGCAUCAUCAUGGCGGCGUCACUCUUGACGCCAGCUACGCCCGCUACAAAUAAGGAGAACCUCAUCCCACGAAGCCGGUUUCCAAAUCCGCAGUCCCUUGAACGUUUGCACAAGCCGUUCAAGUGCCCCGGCUCUGCGACGCGUUCUGUAGCCACUAAUCGCCCGGCCCGGAAGAGGAGGAAAAUUGAUUAUGCCGGUGCAGACGGGGAUACGGACGCUGACAAGCCCUACACCAACGCUGAUCGGCUUGCUCUGGCCAACCGAGAGGCCAAUAAAUUCCCCGUCUUCCAGGCCAAGGACAAGGACACUGUCUUUCGCAAGGCCUUUUCCGUUCCUUUUGUCAACAAGAGCCACCCCGCAUACAAUCCGAACCGGCCGCCUCCAACGCUGGGGCUGAGACAGGGCGCGGUCUUCACCCCGAAGCCGCUGCAUGAUCCGUGUGACGAGUUCGCCAUUGUGCUCUAUGACCCAACCAUCGAUGACAAGCCCAAGGAGACACCAAAGCCCGAUGAGAAUGAGAAGGAGGCGGAGCCGGCGACCAAGCUUGAUGCACCGUUGAUGCAUAAGAGCCUCGCCGAGAUCCUGGGAAUAAAAAAGAAGGUCGCGAGCGAACAUCCCAGGGUCCCUGUUGUCAUCGACCCGAGACUAGCCAAGGUACUUCGGCCGCAUCAGGUCGACGGCGUCAAGUUCAUGUACAGGUGUGUGACGGGUAUGAUUGACGAAAAGGCAAAUGGAUGUAUUAUGGCGGACGAGAUGGGUCUCGGCAAAACGCUGCAAUGCAUCACCCUUCUGUGGACCCUGCUGAAGCAGUCUCCCGAGGCCGGCAAGACAACCAUCCAGAAGGCCAUCGUGGCCUGUCCGUCAAGUUUGGUGCACAACUGGGCGACGGAACUCACCAUAUGGCUGGGUGCCGACGCGAUCACGCCUUUCGUUAUUGACGGCAAGGCGUCGAAGGAAGAGCUGACCCGGCAGCUUCGCCAAUGGGCUAUUGCCAGCGGCCGUUCCGUCACCCGACCAGUCAUGAUCGUCUCCUAUGAGACCCUCCGGUUGAAUGUCGAGGAGCUGAAAAAUACGCCCAUCGGCCUCAUGUUGUGCGACGAAGGUCACCGACUCAAGAACGGGGACAGCCAGACUUUCAAUGCCCUGAACAACCUCAACGUCUCCCGUCGCGUCAUCCUGUCCGGUACCCCGAUUCAGAACGACCUGUCUGAAUACUUCUCUCUCAUUAGCUUUGCCAACCCCGAUCUUCUCGGCAGUCGCCUCGAGUUCCGCAAGCGCUUCGAACUCCCAAUUCUGCGCGGCCGCGACGCUGACGCCUCGGAGGCCGAGAGGAAGCGGGGCGACGAGUGCCUUGCCGAGUUGCUCGCCAUCGUCAACAAGUUCAUCAUCCGCCGCACGAACGACAUCCUCUCUAAGUACCUUCCUGUCAAGUAUGAGCACGUGGUGUUCUGCAACCUCGCUCCGUUCCAGCUGGCGCUCUACAACUACUUCAUCACAUCACCGGACAUCCAAGCCUUGCUCCGUGGCAAAGGCUCCCAGCCGCUCAAGGCCAUCGGAAUCCUCAAAAAGCUAUGCAACCAUCCUGACCUCUUAGACCUUGCGGCCGACUUACCAGGCUGCGAAAAGUUCUGGCCAGACGACUACGUGCCCAAGGAGGCUCGAGGCCGCGACCGCGACAUCAAACCAUGGUAUUCGGGCAAGAUGCAGGUUCUAGACCGCAUGCUGGCCCGCAUCCGCGCCGACACCAACGACAAGAUUGUGCUCAUCAGCAACUACACCCAGACGCUCGACCUGUUUGAGCGCCUUUGCCGAUCCCGCAGCUACGGCUGCCUCCGCCUCGACGGCACAAUGAACGUCAACAAGCGCAAAAAGCUGGUCGACAAGUUCAACGACCCUAACGGCAACGAGUUCGUCUUCCUGCUCUCCUCCAAAGCAGGCGGCUGCGGCCUGAACCUGAUCGGCGCCAACCGGCUUGUCCUGUUCGACCCGGACUGGAACCCGGCGGCGGACCAGCAGGCGCUCGCCCGUGUGUGGCGCGACGGGCAAAAGAAAGACUGCUUCGUCUACCGCUUCAUCGCCACCGGCACGAUUGAGGAGAAGAUCUUCCAGCGACAGAGCCACAAGCAGAGCCUGAGCUCGUGCGUCGUGGACUCGGCCGAGGACGUGGAGCGCCAUUUCAGUCUGGACUCGCUGCGGGAGCUGUUCCAGUACAGGGGGGACACGCGGAGCGACACGCACGACACGUUCAAGUGCAAGCGCUGUCGACCGGACGGACGGCAGCAUAUCAAGGCGCAAGCGAUGCUGUAUGGCGAUACUAGCACGUGGAACCACUUUGUGAAUGAGGGGCUGAAGGGGAUCCAGGAUCAUUUGCUGAAGCAGGAGAGCGGUGAGAGGGAAGUCAGCGCGGUGUUCCAGUACAUUUCUCAUUAGGGGUCUUGUUCCUGUAGGUAUGGAGGUGUUGCUGGCUGGGAGGGUUCGAAUGCAAGGCUCGGCGUAUGUUUUGCUUGGAGUCAAGGACUGUUGAGACAUCUCGAGGAUUUGCAGCUUGCUAUGGUCCGCUGGCAGAUGCUGCAAUGGAGAAGAUGGAGUUGGUGGACCACGUGGUGAAGAGCUACUAGUAGUUGAUCAACACCGAGUUCGGUGUCCCACACUCGGGACACUCCGGGUAAACGACCGCGUUGGGUUGACGUGAACUGUCUGCCGGGUCUGGGGGAGCAAACGAAUUGUGCAUAGUCCCGUAGAAUACAACUUGGCUUACUCCGUAUGAUCCGGUACGCGAGGCGCAGAACUGCCUAAAGCCUCCGUAGAUAUCCGUCGUACCUUAGAAGUUGUUCGGUUGAUGAUCGGCUUUAACUUCCUCGCUGUGUCUAAAACGGCAAGUAUAUCCGCUGUAU
Chaetomium strumarium is the source of this 3038-nucleotide messenger RNA. Its product is annotated as P-loop containing nucleoside triphosphate hydrolase protein. The transcript is spliced from 2 exons. Gene Ontology annotation, molecular function: DNA translocase activity; ATP-dependent chromatin remodeler activity; hydrolase activity, acting on acid anhydrides. Lineage: Eukaryota; Fungi; Ascomycota; Sordariomycetes; Sordariales; Chaetomiaceae. Gene Ontology annotation, biological process: double-strand break repair via synthesis-dependent strand annealing; reciprocal meiotic recombination. Bases 154 to 2574 code for a protein of 806 amino acids. Gene Ontology annotation, cellular component: nucleus. The record is from RefSeq and is a predicted model, not a curated record.